Molecule: messenger RNA, 2587 nt
Organism: Caenorhabditis sp. 36 PRJEB53466
Lineage: Eukaryota; Metazoa; Nematoda; Chromadorea; Rhabditida; Rhabditidae
Source: the annotation of a GenBank genome assembly
AUGACCUGCAAUAGCUAUAUUUCGGCGGUGUUACUCGGUGAGUUCGAACUGAACGCUUUUUUGCGGAAAUACCUCGACGGAAAAUGAUCGGAUUGGGACCAAACUUGGACACAACAUACUUUGAACCUUCUAGUUGGUCCUCAAAAAGUUUGGCACCACUGCCUUGAAAAUAAUAUCAACUUUUAUCGAUAGUUUAUCAAUAAAUUUAUCCAUAAACCUUUUCCAGCGCUUUUCCUCCAAUUCCCCUCGUCAUUUUCGUCGGAUUGCACGCAAAAAACGUUCAAAUCGGGCACCGUAUGCGUUUGUGACGUCACCAGUUGCGAUGAGGUUCUAUCGAAGAACGUUUUUUUUAUAAAACAAAUUUUAUCAUCCAGAUCCCGGCGCUCGAUUUGACGCAAGGACAAGCCGCCACUUUCACAACUUCGAGCUCCGGAGCCAGGCUCCAUCGCGAUGUUGUCUAUCCACAGAAUAGUGAUCCGAGUCAGUUUGUUGCUUGUCCGUUAAAAUUUUUGAGAAAUUUCCAGUCGGGAGCCUUCGCCUCACAAUCGACUCUUCGAAAACGUACCAGACGAUCCAGGGAUUCGGAUCCACGUUCUCCGACGCGUCGGGCGCCAAUCUGAAAAGUUUACCCGACAAAUUGGCCGACACUAUUCUACGACAAUACUUUUCCGAUUCGGGUAAUCGAUAAUAGCAGGAAAUAUUUUCAUUUUUAAUCAUGCCAAGAUUUUUAGGCCUAAACCUUCAAUUCGGUCGAGUUCCGAUCGCGAGCAACGAUUUUUCGACGCGAGUUUACAGUUAUAACGAUGUCGGCGACGAUUUCGAGAUGACCCAUUUUGCACUUCAAAAAGAGGAUUACACGUGGAAGGUAAACUACAGUAAUCUCGACAUUUUUCAAAAAACAAUCUUCCAGAUUCCCUACAUGCAAAGCGCUCAAAAGUACAAUCACAAUUUGAAAUUCUUCGCAGUUCCGUGGAGUGCGCCGGGUAGGUCAAAAAUAUCGAUUUUUUUUUGACCUACUUUUUUGGGUUCUUCAGGAUGGAUGAAAACGACGAACUCGACCGACGGGUACGGAUCUCUGUUGGGCGAGAAUCAGGGAACGUACCACAAAGCCUACACAAAGUAUCUGUUGAAGUUUUUGUCCGAAUACCAAAAAAACGGGCUCGAAUUCUGGGCGCUCUCCACUCAAAACGAGCCGACGACGGGUGCGGACAAGAAGAACAAAGUGCAAUCGAUGUCAUUCACCGCCGAAACUCAACGGGACUUUAUCAAAUUGGACCUGGGACCGGCGCUGAAAGCGUCGGACGUUGGAAAAGAUUUGAAAGUGCUGAUAAUGGAUGAUAACCGCGGAAAUCUGCCGAAAUGGGCCGAUACUGUAGGUGUUGAGGAAACGCGACAAUAUAAUAUAUAAUUUUCCAUUUCUAGGUGCUCAAAGACUCGGAAACCGCUGGAUACGUGGCCGGAAUCGCUGUGCACUCCUAUCAGGACUCACAAUCCGACACGCAUUUGGAUCAAACUCACUCCAAUCACCCGGAACUCUUCAUUUUCGGCAGUGAGGUUAGUUGAUCCACUGGGACCAAAAGCGAAAGCGAUCCGCAGUCAGCAGGCCUCGAGCCCGAGAAGACCGCCGUUUUCAGGCCGAUUCCACCACCCUUUUUUGUGGUUUUUCGAGCAAAAUGUGUGUGCUUUCAGGCCAGUGAAGGCUACAAACAAAAGGACACCGCGGUCGACUACGGAUCCUGGGAUCGCGCCGAGGAUUACACCUCGGACAUUUUGGAUGUGAGCUAUUGUAACUAACUAAGAGAAAGGCAAAUUGUAGAACGUAGUUUUCACCAACAGUUGUGCUCUUCUUGAAACAGUAAUUGAAUUCCGUAAAUAAGUGAGCUAGAGCCUUUUCGAAUCGAUACUUUUGUUUUUGGGGCAAUGCAGCCCAAAAAACUGGAAACCCCAACAAGCAAAAAAAGCAAAAAAGCAAAAAAAAAAGCAAAGAGCAAAAAAAAAAAAAAAAAAAAAGACCAUGAACUUGAAAGGGCUCUAGAAGCUAUCCUCACAAUACCAACAUGGUCAAAACUUUCAGUAAUCGUUUCAGGACCUCAAUAACUGGGUGGUCGGUUGGACGGAACGUAACCUGGUCCUCGACGCUCAAGGCGGUCCCUCUUGGAUAUCCGAUUUUGCCGACGCGCCGAUCAUCUCGUUCCCGGCGCUCGCGCAGUUCUACAAACAACCCAUGUUCUACGCGAUCGCACAUUUUAGGUACUUUCACGCCCAAAAUCAUUCUUUUUAAUACAAGUCAACGUUUUUCAGUCACUUCAUAAAGCCCGGCGCCAAGCGCAUCGACCAUUCCCUCAACGUUCUCACUAUUGACAUUCAAAAAAGCGCAUUUCUGAAUCCGGACGGUUCCAAAGUGAUCGUUUUGUUGAACAAGAAUCCGGUAAGUGUAGCGCAAUCCUACCGUACCACAAAAAAAAGCGGUCCGUUUCAGUUGGCGCCGUACAUCAUCAGUGUAAAGGACUCUUCGCGAAACUCCGCGGACCACUAUCAAGUGCACAUCGCCGCCCGAUCGAUUAUCACUUUGUAUAUACAGAAUUAG